This is a messenger RNA of Zootermopsis nevadensis, 1006 nucleotides long. It is a transcript of the gene Hus1-like, whose product is annotated as Hus1-like checkpoint clamp component. NCBI's taxonomy places the organism in Eukaryota, Metazoa, Arthropoda, Insecta, Blattodea, Termopsidae. Gene Ontology annotation, biological process: meiotic DNA integrity checkpoint signaling; nucleotide-excision repair; mitotic DNA replication checkpoint signaling. Gene Ontology annotation, cellular component: nucleolus; site of double-strand break; checkpoint clamp complex. The record is from RefSeq and is a predicted model, not a curated record.
UAUGUGUAUAAUCUGUGAUAUUGUUGGAACGCACUUAUUGUCUGUCUUCGGUUUGGAUUUCCAUUGUCCAACGCAUAAUUGUCAUAUUAAAUUUCAUUAUGAAGUUUAGAGGCAAAAUGACAGAUAUCAUAUGUAUGAAGCAAUUUGCUAAUAUAAUUGUCACUAUAGCAAAAUUAUCAAAAUUGUGUGUUGUACGACUUACAAAGGACUUCAUGUACUUUAUCAUUGUGGAAGAAAAUGUAACUGUUGGAAAACCCAUGGUCUGGAGUGUAUUGGAACAAACACACUUUUUUAAUGAAUACAACAUGGCUGGAGUUUCAGAAGAACAAAAUGAAAUAUAUCUUGAAUUUGAGACAGAUGUCAUGGCCAGAUCUUUGAGCUCACUCAGGGUUUCUCAUGGAGCUAGAUCAGUAAAAAUGAAACUCACCAAUAAGAAGUCACCUUGCUUAACUUUUGAAAUACAGUUGUCAGAAUUGUCACAUUCCCGGUUUUGUGUCCAUGAUAUUCCAGUUACUGUAAUACCUCGCAGGGAAUGGAUUAUGCUACAAGAACCUCAGGUCACAAACUAUAAUGUGAGCAUUCAGUUGCCAGGUCUGAAGCUCCUACGUACUAUCGCAGAGAGAAUGAAAGCCUUAAGUUCAUAUAUUGUCUUGUUGGCCAAUCGUGAAGGAACUUUAAUCCUUAAGGUUGAAACACCAGAAGCUACAGUGUCUACACAUUUUAAAAAUCUCACCGUGGAAGACAGUGGAGGAGAUGAAGAAAAUGAUGAAUUCUUCUCGGCUCGAGUGGAUAUCAAGAAGUUCGUUCAGUUCCUUAUGAGUGAACAAGUUAACCCUAACAAGGUGCUAUGCAAGAUCGUAGAUGAUAAAAUGGUGGCCAUGUUCUUAGUACAUGAAGACAUUGUAUUGCAUUACUUUUUACCUGUAGUAGCUGUAUAAAGGAAAUGUUCAUACUGUAAUUUGUAACUAUUUACAGAAGAUUCUAUAAACCAGUAUUACUCGCCGUA